UCGCUGCCAGUUCAAUAUGUCGCGUCGCUGAGCUUCGCGUCUCGGUGGUGAUCGCAACAAGUUUGGCCAAAGAACGUCUUAAUUCGACGAAGUUUUUCUUCGUGAUUUAAGCUGUCACGCGCAGUCAUGAAGGCAACAGCCUUCGGGUGGAAGCGUAAGGCGAGUGGCAAAGUUGCCACGGGCCUGGCGACCGCCUUUGCAGAGAACUGCGCGGACGAAAACGCCGACCCUCCCGAAGGCGUAGACUGGUUGAGCGGCUACAAGCGUCGCAGGAACCUGCUGUUGGAAGACUGCGCUCAGAAGAGUCGUCGCCUACGGCAAGAAGGGACGACGCUGGCAGAACUCGACAGGUGCUGGGAAGCUUUGAAGAAAUUUGACGAAGCACUGCAGCUCACACCUGGGGAUGUAGAAAUCCAUGAAAUGAGGGCGCAGGUGCUGAUGCUGCUGCGAGAAGACUUUGCGGCCGUUCAGGAGGCAGAGCAAGUCGUCAAGCUCGAUCCCUCGUGGUGGGUUGCACACCAAACCCUUGGACGUGCACAGCUACAGUUGGGCGAGAUCCAAAUGGCACUGCGAAGUUUCUGCUCUGCAGUCCACCUCAAUCCUGCGGAUGAAGAGCUCCGUACGGAGGACCUACUGUACACCUUGCAGCUUCUUAGGAAGAAACAGGUCGCGGAAGAAAGUGCAAAGGAGACUCCGGUCUGCUUCGACGAAGACGGCAACGUAGUCGAGGUGCCGGAUACCGAAGCUCCUAAACCCGAACUCGUUCGUUGUCGAGAGAUCAGGUGACAAGAGUGUACAGGUCCAGACAGUGCUGGAUCUGCGUAGUGACAGAGACUGCAGGAGCACAAGGUGCUCCUGUGCUCAUGGUGCUCAUGGUCGCUCUUGUGCUCAUGGUGCUCAUGGUCGCUCUUGUGCUCAUGGAGCUUGUGCUCAUGGUGAAGCUCUUGGUGAAGCCGGUGCACUUUGGCGACUCAAUCUGAGAGAAAAAAAAAACCGAGUUGCCAGGCUUUUGGCUUGGACUUUCAACAUGGUGCAUCGUGGACUUUGCAGAAGACACCGCAUGGCCAUGCCUGUGGCAGUGAGGUACUGAUGUACCAUGCAAGAACUGUUCAUCUGCGACUGUGUUAAAGGAAGAUGCAUCAGUGGUCAUGUUUAAAUGUUUGUUAAUAAAACCCUUCUUCGUGCUCA
Rhipicephalus sanguineus (brown dog tick) is the source of this 1188-nucleotide messenger RNA. RefSeq names its product tetratricopeptide repeat protein 33. Gene Ontology annotation, molecular function: protein binding. The record is from RefSeq and is a predicted model, not a curated record. The transcript has 4 exons. Bases 127 to 786 code for a protein of 219 amino acids. Lineage: Eukaryota; Metazoa; Arthropoda; Arachnida; Ixodida; Ixodidae.